Messenger RNA from Saccostrea cuccullata (small rock oyster), 359 nucleotides. RefSeq names its product dynein axonemal heavy chain 17-like. Gene Ontology annotation, cellular component: 9+2 motile cilium; axoneme; dynein complex. Gene Ontology annotation, molecular function: dynein light intermediate chain binding; dynein intermediate chain binding; minus-end-directed microtubule motor activity. Gene Ontology annotation, biological process: cilium movement involved in cell motility. The coding region runs from base 78 to 359 and encodes 93 amino acids. The record is from RefSeq and is a predicted model, not a curated record. The transcript has 3 exons. Lineage: Eukaryota; Metazoa; Mollusca; Bivalvia; Ostreida; Ostreidae.
CAGCGAAGUUUGAACUUGUUCAUGAGCUCAGUCGAUCUCUGGGGUACCCCCUUUACAGGUUCAACUGUACCAAAACCAUGAACUAUGAACAACUUCAGGAUAUAUUCAGAGGAAUGGCUGCCACAGGAUCCUGGGUGUGUUUUGACAACUACAAUCACCUGGCCCCUGCGGUGCUGAGUGUCUUUGCCCAAUUGAUGUCUGCCGUAAUGGAGGCUUUGAAAGCUGGAAAGGCAGCAGUUCAUCUCCAGUCAGACGACAUCCAGCUUAGCCCCAGUGGGGCAUGUUUUGCCCUCCUAGACAGUGCUCUAAAGUAUAUCUACACGGAGACAGUCAAAUUAUCUCACAUUUUGGAUAAAUAA